Molecule: messenger RNA, 1054 nt
Organism: Helicoverpa armigera (cotton bollworm)
Lineage: Eukaryota; Metazoa; Arthropoda; Insecta; Lepidoptera; Noctuidae
Exons: 3
Coding region: 82-777 (231 amino acids)
Molecular function (GO): heme binding; transmembrane monodehydroascorbate reductase activity
Source: RefSeq, a predicted model, not a curated record
GGCGACUUCAUUCACAGUUUGAACCUCAGGGUGUCGAUAGUCCUAAUAUUAUUUUUAAUUAAAUAAAUAAUUCUGUGAAUCAUGGACACCGAAAACGGCAGAGAGGCAAAAAUUGCAGCACCUUUGGAUAAAAAUGAAUACCAUUUGAAGACAUUCCAGAUUUCUUUGAAUUUGUUUGCCCAAUUAUUAAUAGGAAUAGUAGUUGGUGUUUUACUCGUCUUCGCAUUAAAAGAUGGAUUGCCGUCCAACAAAACAUUCAUACACAUUAUUUUAUGUGUACUUGGGUACCAACUUCUGAUGGCGCAUGCAAUCCUGAGCCUGUCUCCGCACAACAGCUGGUCUGCUCAUCUGAAGCCGGUAGACAAAAGACGCGCGCACUGGAUCCUGCAAUGUUUGGGAUCCGGCAUGGCUAUCGCAGGCAGCUUCAUUAAGAUUUCCGACAAAACAGUGCAUUGGAAUACUCUCCACGGACAAUUUGCGUUGGUAGCCCUGGUGUUCUCAGUAGUCAGCAUGGUCAACGGGCUCGCAUCCCUCUACGCCUACGAACUCCGCAAGUUCAUUCCUGCCUUAUUAUCCAAACUCACCCACAUUUGCUUCGGAAUCGUCGGCUUCGCUGCCGCUGGCAUCAGUCUUUGUUACGGCAUGGAGAAGGGCUUCUUCAGGUCCUGGGUUGGUGAUGCCUGUGCAUACACCCUGAUGGGUUUCGUCGGAGCCUUUACAGCUAUCAUCAUCAUAGCUCCACUGAUCACCUUCUACUCGAAAAUCAAGAGGAACUAAGCAAUCGAAUUUUAAAAGAUUUGUUAUGUGAACACUUGAGUUUUGAAAAACUGUUUUUAUAAUAAAACCGCCUAAAUGUAAUAUUUUUUUUGCAAUGUGUGGUUUCUUAUUAAUAGUAUUUAACAUAAGUCUUAGUUUAAGUAUUAAAUAAAACGUGUAAGUGACCUCAAACAAUGGAUUCCUAACAAUAACCUAUUUUUACAGUACCUAUAUAAAAUGAAAGAUAUUGUUAAUUUUAAGGUUUACUUUGAUAAGAAUAUACCAAUGUUAAUAAUUA